Molecule: messenger RNA, 1532 nt
Organism: Panicum virgatum (switchgrass)
Lineage: Eukaryota; Viridiplantae; Streptophyta; Magnoliopsida; Poales; Poaceae
Product: translation initiation factor IF-2-like
Exons: 2
Coding region: 100-1302 (400 amino acids)
Source: RefSeq, a predicted model, not a curated record
CAAACAAGGCCUAAAUGUUGAAGCAGGCCGCUCGCCACUCCGCCAGGCAGCCGCGGUCGGGGCGUGCAGAGUCUGCUCCGCCGGCGCGCGAUACAGCAGAUGCAGCGCGGCGAAGGCGGGGGCGGGAGAGCUCGUGCCGUAUCGUGGCCAGCUCCGGCGCCUCGACCCCUCGGAUGUGUUGAUGGUGAUGACGGACGACGGGGCCAGGAUGGUGCCGGCGACGCGGCCACCCCCACAAGCAGCAUCUUCAUCAGCGUGCGCGGCGGUGAGGCCUGUGGCCGGUGUGCCGUGGCGCCGGGCGGAGUGCGACGGGACGCUUGGCCGAGCAGGCUGCGACGGGAUGGACGGGCAGGCUGCGGCGCCACGGGCGCGGCGAGGCCUGCGACAGCUGGGCGGACGGGCUGCAGCGGCGAGGCCGGCGACGGCUGGGUGAGCGAGCGGCGGUGCGCAGCUCCAAUCGGGUGGGGUGCUCGCCCCUUGGCACAGCUCCUCGACGACGGCCACGACAAAAGCAAGACCGCUGGAGCUCCUCCAAGCACAUCAACGAGAUGCGAUUUGCUCUUAUUCGGUGCGCCGUGGCCUCCGUCGGCGGCCAUCCCCCACGCCGGCGCCCCUCCCUCUCCCGCCGCGGAGCCGGACGUCGGACCGUGGAGCUGCGGCGGCCGGAUCCCGCGCGCCGCCGUCCACCUCUUCCUUCCUACCUCGCCGCGCCCCUCCUCCCUCCUCCCUCCUUGCAGCGCGGCCUCCCGUGCCCGCCUGCUCUCGGGCCUCGCCGUCGCGGGGGACCCGCUCGGGACGGCGGCGUGCGUCGCCGUGGGGUUCCAGCUCGGCCCGAUGCUCACGACGGCGGUUCAUCCAACGCCGCGAGGCCCGCCGUCGGCCAUCGGGAUCCAGCUCGCCCCGGUGCUCGCGGCACCGCCCCUCCCCUGCUCCCUCGGCUGCCACGGCGGCCGCGAGCGGGCGGCAGCAACGGGAACCAGCAGCAGCGCGGAUCCAGGCCGACACGACGCGGAGGGGCGUGAGCGGAGCCUCGGAUCGAGCCGGAUCCCGAUGGCCGACGGCGGGCCUCGCGGCGGCGCUCGUCCUAGCGCUGCUCCCGGGCGAGGCGAGGCUCGCCAGGCGCACGGUGUGGGCGGUUCAUCCAACGCGCGAGAGCGCCCGACGGCUGGACGAAAACAAUCGGACGUUCAGCAUCGAUCCGUGGCUGAUCGAUCGCACGGAGGACCAUUGGUAGACAAAAAAAAAAGUAUUAGUUUGUGUCUUUUUAGUUGUAGAGAUAGAGAUAGUGAUAUAUAUAAGUAGUAAGUAGAGAAGAGAUAGAGAUUUUAGUAGUAGAGAUAGUAGAGAAGAGAUAGAGAAAAGAUUUUUUUUUAGUAGUAGAGAAGAGAAGAGGAGAGAAGAGGAGAGAGCAUAUUCAGUAGUUUGUCAGCACACUACUAAAAAAAAGUAGUUUGAGUAAAGGUAGAAAGGUCUGUCCAUAAUAAACAACAAAAAAAGCCGCACUGCAGCCCAGAAGCUGUUGUGCCGCCGCU